Malania oleifera is the source of this 2054-nucleotide messenger RNA. RefSeq names its product serine hydroxymethyltransferase 3, chloroplastic. Lineage: Eukaryota; Viridiplantae; Streptophyta; Magnoliopsida; Santalales; Ximeniaceae. The transcript has 12 exons. Bases 261 to 1850 code for a protein of 529 amino acids. The record is from RefSeq and is a predicted model, not a curated record. Gene Ontology annotation, cellular component: cytoplasm. Gene Ontology annotation, molecular function: glycine hydroxymethyltransferase activity; pyridoxal phosphate binding; serine binding. Gene Ontology annotation, biological process: folic acid metabolic process; L-serine catabolic process; tetrahydrofolate interconversion.
UUAUAUUUGCAUAGUCAAAUUUCAAAAUUCCAUUCGAGGAAAGUCCAUAAAAGAAAGAAUUUUUCACUUGGGGCUGAUCUAGGGCUUCUAUAAAGAAAUUGCGUCUCAGUGCUGUGUGCAAGCCCAUACCCAGCGCCUCUCUCGCUUACCCGUUGGUUCACCAAUAACCCGCCGGCCGGCUGCCUGAACUCGCCAUCGGAAGUCACCUGAGAUUGUCGCAGAACGCCCGGGAAGUUGAGUUGUAAAUCUAAGAAGCCAGAAUGCAGGCAUGUUGUGGAGCUGCCGUAUCAGGGUCUCUUGAACAGCCCAUCUGGAGCAAGGGAUUGAUGUUCUCAUCAAAAGGGUCUUGGGUCAAUCGAUUCCCAUGUCAGGUUCAAUAUAAUUCAGCCAAGAAUUGCAAGUCUUCUAACAUUACACAGAGCCUGCUUACUGGGAAGCCAACCUCUACCAUGACUGUUCCUGUGCCUGAAAUUGGAGUAAAUAAAGCCAGCUUGAAAGACUCUGGCCUGAGCGAAGCUGAUCCUGAAGUGCAUGCAAUUGUUGAAAAGGAAAAGCAACGGCAGUUCAAAAGUCUAGAGCUUAUUGCCUCGGAGAAUUUUACAUCCCGAGCAGUGAUGGAAGCAGUUGGCUCUUGCCUCACGAAUAAGUAUUCAGAAGGACUACCUGGUAAAAGGUACUACGGUGGCAAUGAAUACAUUGAUGAGCUAGAAACACUGUGUCAAGAAAGGGCUCUAGCUGCAUUUCGCUUAGAUGGAAAGAAGUGGGGUGUCAAUGUUCAACCAUUGUCUGGUUCUCCUGCUAAUUUUGAGGUCUACACUGCCAUUCUUAAUCCACAUGAUCGAAUUAUGGGUUUGGACUUACCUCAUGGGGGACACUUGUCUCAUGGGUUUAUGACUCCUAAGAGACGAGUAUCGGGCACGUCAAUUUAUUUUGAAUCUAUGCCUUAUCGACUUGACGAAUUGACAGGCAUUGUAGAUUAUGACAUGCUUGAGAAGACAGCUACACUCUUUCGACCAAAACUAAUUAUAGCUGGUGCUAGUGCAUAUCCUCGAGAUUUUGAUUAUCCUCGUAUGAGGAAGAUUGCAGAUGCUGUUGGUGCUUUUCUAAUGAUGGAUAUGGCUCAUAUAAGUGGACUUGUUGCUGCUGCAGUAGUUGCUGACCCCUUUGAGUAUUGUGAUAUUGUGACUACAACAACACACAAGUCAUUGAGGGGUCCUAGAGGCGGUAUGAUUUUUUUCAAGAAGGAUCCUGUUCUAGGAGUUGAUCUGGAAUCUGCCGUCAACAAUGCUGUUUUUCCAGGUUUACAGGGUGGUCCUCACAACCAUACAAUUGGAGGACUUACUGUCUGCCUGAAGCAUGCCCAAUCCCCUGAUUUCAAGGCUUACCAGAACAAGGUGAUUGCUAAUUGCAAAGCUCUUGCAAACCGAUUGAUCGAGUUGGGAUACAAAUUGGUUUCUGGUGGUAGUGAUAACCAUCUGGUUCUUGUGGAUCUGAGGCCAUUGGGUAUCGAUGGGGCUCGUGUGGAGAAAAUCUUAGACAUGGCUUCCAUCACCCUUAAUAAGAAUUCUGUGCCGGGUGAUAAGAGCGCCCUCGUACCAGGUGGAAUCCGCAUUGGGUCACCUGCUAUGACUACCAGAGGGUUUACUGAGAAGGAAUUCAUAGCAACUGCGGACUUCAUUCAUGAGGGUGUGCAGAUAGCCCUUGAUGCAAAAGAUUUAGUUUCAGGGUCAAAACUUCAAGAAUUCAUGAAAUGUGUGUCGUCACCAAAUUUCUCUUUAAUGGAUCGAGUUUCGAGCCUACAAAGGAGAGUUGAAGCUCUGACGACUCAGUUCCCAUUGCCUGGAUUGUAAGUGGUAUAGAUGGACCCAAUAAGAAGGGAGAGAAGAUGUAAAGGGUGAGGAAAGGGAUGAGGCGCUGUUUGAUAAAAUAAGUGUUUGCAAGUGCUAAUGGUUUUGAAUCAAGUUUUGAAUUUGUAAACAAUUGAGGGGUGAGUUUGGGGACCGAUGUCUUCAGCAGCCUUGCGAUGAAAUCAAAUGAAUACAUAAUGUUUACCA